GAAGAACAUCUUCUCUCUGAGCAACAUAAGUGGAGCUUCAGGAUAAACAAGGAGGAGCCACAGCCCUUCCACAUUAAGGAGGAAGAAGAGGCGCCACAUACAUUGCAAAUGCAAAGGAAAGAAAAUAACCCACUGACCUCCCAUUUUAAAGAGGAAGAGGAGGAACACAGCAUCAGUCAAGAAUGGUUGGAGAAGUUCCACGUGGUUGUGAAGAGUGAAGAUGAGGUGAAAGGUGAAAGUGAGGAGAGGGGAGGGGGGGAGCCUCCAAGCAGCAGCUCAACACAACACAUGACAACAGAAGCUGAUGGAGACCACUGUGGAGGAUCACAAGCAGACAAGCUCUUAGCUCCACUAUCAGAUAGUGAGGACACAACGUCACACUCUCCUGACACUGAUGAUGAAGACUCUAAAGAUGAUAAGACAUGUCACACUGACAACACUCACUUCACAUCUUCUCACUGUCACAAAACUUUUAAAGACUGUCGCAAUAUGAAAAGACACAUAAGAAUACACACUGGAGAAAAACCUUUUGCCUGCUCAGAAUGUGGUACAAGUUUUGCAAGAAAUCAAAGUUUAAAAGCACACAUGAGAACACACACUGGGGAAAAACCAUUUUUGUGCUCAAUUUGUAGUAAAAGAUUCACCCAGAAGGCACAUUUGAUAAACCACACAAAAAUACACACUGGUGUAAAACCUUAUUCAUGCUCAGUAUGUGGUAAAAAAAUUACACAAAGUAAUGAUUUGAAAAGACACAUGAGAAUACACACUGAAGAAAAACCUUUUUCCUGCUCAGAAUGUGGUAAAGGUUUUACACAAAGUAAUGAUUUGAAAAGACACAUGAGAAUACACACUGGAGAAAAACCGUUUUCCUGCUCAGAAUGUGGUAAAGGUUUUACACAAAGUAAUAAUUUGAAAGAGCACAUGAAAAUACACACUAGAAAAAAAACGUUUUCUUGCGCAAUCUGUUGCAAAGAAUUUGCACUACCUAUCUCUUUCAAAGUUCACAUGAGAAUGCACACUGUUCAAUCUGUUGUGAAGGUUUUGGAUUGGGUCUCUAUUUAAAUAAAACACGAGAAAACACAGAUGAGAGAGUGUUGUGUUGCAGUGUUGAACUGUCAAAACUUGAAUAAGGACUUUCUAAAAUCAGCACAUAUAACAUGUGUGACAUCAUUGUUGUGUGUGUAACACAAUCGUGUUAAUAUUAUCCUAACAUUCAUAGAUUAGAUAAUUUAGAUUAGUGUUUUUUUUACAGGUAAAUACAUGUGUUAUUAUGUAAUUUUUGGUACUUUGAUUUAAAAAGGAAGAUAACUAUUUGGCUGAAAAGGUGAAAGUAAAAAACACGUGUUCUUCUGGACCACUUUUGGAAAAAAAAAUACUUUUUACAUCAUUUGUGUUUUAUUCAAGAUCAUUUACUUUUAAAAUGUGUGACUUUAUGAAUCAUUUGUUGGGUCUCUGUAAUCCAUUCUGUUAAUUGUCUUUAUUACUCUCUUUUGUAAUUUUUUUUUUGGAUUGUUUUGUAUGUAUGUCCCCAGACUUUUAUGCAAUUAAACAAUUUAUGCUUCAAUAAAAGUUGGGUCCAGUAAAUGUAGUUAUUAUUUGUUGAGUAUGUGUUUUGUUAUUAAAUAUUGAAUUUAUAUUUAGAGUCAGAGUCCUGAAAACAUAUGUACGGUCUGUCCUACUUUACGGCUGUGAAUGCUGUACAUUAAACAAUCAACAAUCUAGAAAAUUAGAGGCAACUGAAAUGUGGUUAUUCAGAAAAAUACUCUGCAACUCAUAGACUGAAAAGAAAAG
Messenger RNA from Nerophis ophidion (straightnose pipefish), 1791 nucleotides. Its product is annotated as gastrula zinc finger protein XlCGF7.1-like. The record is from RefSeq and is a predicted model, not a curated record. The transcript has a single exon. Gene Ontology annotation, biological process: regulation of transcription by RNA polymerase II. Gene Ontology annotation, molecular function: DNA-binding transcription factor activity; RNA polymerase II cis-regulatory region sequence-specific DNA binding. Bases 109 to 1062 code for a protein of 317 amino acids. Lineage: Eukaryota; Metazoa; Chordata; Actinopteri; Syngnathiformes; Syngnathidae.